Molecule: messenger RNA, 648 nt
Organism: Pocillopora meandrina
Lineage: Eukaryota; Metazoa; Cnidaria; Anthozoa; Scleractinia; Pocilloporidae
Source: the annotation of a GenBank genome assembly
AUGGACGAAAACGGUCUAGCUGCUUCAGCAUGUCCCCUUGUGACUGACGAAGAAAAUUCUGAUUCUUUAGCAUGCCCCCUUGUGGUUGAGGAAGAAGAUUCCAAUAACUCAGCAUGCUUCCCUGUACCUGGGGAAGAAGAUUUGGAAGCCACAGGAUGCCUUUCUCUUACUGAAAAAGAAGAUCCUACCUCUUUCGCACGCUCCGCAAAUGAGGUGAACAAACCCGAUGCCUCACCAUUCCCUUGUGUGAUUGAAGAAGAAGAUCUUGAUUCUUUAGAAUACAAUCCUCUGGUCGAAAAAGAAGGCCUCAGUGAUUCCGUCUUCCCUCCAGAAAUUCAAACUGAUGACGAAGAAGGUGUAACAAGUGAACCUGAAAAUACCGUUGGUUAUGAAGGUGCUAUAGCAGUUCAAUCAGAAAAGGAGGCAGUAGAAGAAGGACCUAAGACUUUCCAACUAGAGUACACGAAGGAUGAACAAGACGAUCCUGGAAACUAUAUGGACGGCCAAAGUGAUGCUGUAGACCUUUUUGACGGAGACGCUGGCGUACAAGAGUAUGAUGGUAAUCAACUUACUGCUGCGGAUAUAGACGAAACUGGAAGUGACGAAGACGAGGAGUCAUCUGAAGCAACUCCUCUUGUGCAGGACUGA